Molecule: messenger RNA, 1177 nt
Organism: Triticum urartu
Lineage: Eukaryota; Viridiplantae; Streptophyta; Magnoliopsida; Poales; Poaceae
Source: RefSeq, a predicted model, not a curated record
UAAUCUUUGUCAAGCAAGUGACAUCGUGGAGGCCAUGGACGUCAAGUACCCCAGCGGCUCUGUCAAGAAGGUGAGGCAGGCAGUUGUGGCGCCGGCGGUGCAAGAGGCGAAGUACAACGAGUGCGGCAGGAACCACGCACUGGCUAGCGGUGGGCAUGUCGUGGACGGCUGUGGGGAGUGGAUGCCCUUGGGGGACCUCAACCCCGCCGACGCGUCGUCGUACAAGUGCGCAGCCUGCGGCUGCCACCGCAGCUUCCACCGCAAGGUGAUGACGGAGAGGUCGCCGCUGUUGGCGCCCAUGGUGGAGACAGUGCUCCAUGGCCUGCCGCAGCGCAGGAAGGAGGAGACGUCGGAGGACUGGCUCCCGGGUGUCGACUCUAACACCAACUCAGAUGGCAUGAAGUACGACUCAGAUGCCACAGAGUACGACUCAGAAGGCACGGAGUACGAUGACGAGUGCUCCGUGCCCCAACCACUGCAACCUCCACCUGUGUACCAUCCAGCACAGGUGACGCAACAGCUCUCUUCUGGGCAACAUAACUUCCUGCCGAGGGCACUGCAGAUCCAGAGGCUUGCCGCCUAGCUCUCACCGGCGACGGCGCCACCGCCUCAUGGGGUUAUGUUGGAGAGGAAGCGGUCCCGCACCACGUUCACCAUCGACCAGAAGCUGCGGAUGGAGGAGCUGUCGGAGCACCUGGGGUGGCGCCUGCAGAAGCGCGACAAGGACUUCAUCGAAGCAAGAUGCCACGACAUAGGCGUCAGCAAGAAAGUCUUCAGGAACUGGAUGAACAACAAGAAGCGUAAGUACCCCAGCGGCCACAACCCCUCCACUGCAGCAUCAUCUGUUGUCGAACCAUCCCGUCUCCAUCUUCCCCCACCACCAUCACACCACCAGUGUUAGAAUAAAUCUUGUAUGUGUCUAGUUUUCUCUGCCAUGGCAACAUUCGGCUGUCAUGGAAGCUUUUAUUUGUUCUGCUACCAUGGAAGCAUUUAUCAUUUCUGCUACCAUGGGAUGUUUUUCGGCUGCCAUGAAAAGCAUUUCUUAUGUUAGCGUUUUUUGCUGGUAGGCUCAACUACUUUGAGCGAUUUUCGUGGCACGGUCGAUCCAUCUGUGGGAUGUCACAAAUUUGUCGGGGUCAUGGGCAUUGCACGUUUUCCUUGUACCAGAAUAAAAGAA